Messenger RNA from Siniperca chuatsi (mandarin fish), 2474 nucleotides. Its product is annotated as T-box-containing protein TBX6L-like. The record is from RefSeq and is a predicted model, not a curated record. Gene Ontology annotation, cellular component: nucleus. Gene Ontology annotation, biological process: cell fate specification; pattern specification process; heart morphogenesis. NCBI's taxonomy places the organism in Eukaryota, Metazoa, Chordata, Actinopteri, Centrarchiformes, Sinipercidae. The transcript is spliced from 9 exons. Gene Ontology annotation, molecular function: RNA polymerase II cis-regulatory region sequence-specific DNA binding; DNA-binding transcription factor activity, RNA polymerase II-specific. The coding region runs from base 16 to 1293 and encodes 425 amino acids.
CCCACCCUUUCUGUGAUGACCAAUCAAGUUCAAGGCUCAGACUUUUCAAGGAUAGAGACCCCUGAUGUAUUUGACCUCAGUGUUAGAACUCCCAAAGCGACACUUUGUCUCAAGACUUCUGCGUUGGAGGUGACAACAGGAGGACACAGCAACAUGCAACACAUUUCUGACUCCAAAUCAAAUCUAAGCAUGUCCAGGUCCCCUCCAGCAGCUGACUCAUAUCAGCAGGGCUGCAUCAGGAUGACCCUGGAGAACGCCGAUCUCUGGAAGUCCUUUCACAGCAUCGGAACAGAGAUGAUUAUAACAAAGCAUGGAAGGAGAAUGUUUCCACACUGCAGCAUCAGCCUAUCUGGGCUCCAACCUUUUGCCAAUUAUGUCAUCAUGGUGGAUAUGGUUCCUGUAGACAACUUCAAAUAUAAGUGGAAAAAGGAGCAGUGGGAGGUCGCGGGGAAGGCAGAGCCCCAGCCCCCGUGUCGGACAUACAUGCACCCGGACUCCCCUGCCCCGGGAAGUCACUGGAUGAAGCAGUCGUUGUCUUUUCUCAAGAUGAAGCUCACCAACAACACCUUGGACCAGCACGGCCAUAUCAUCCUGCACUCCAUGCAUCGCUACUACCCCAGGUUCCAUGUCACCCAGGCAGACAGUCCUUACGCUGUCCGCUGGGGCCCAUUUCAGACCUUCUCCUACCCAGAGAUGACCUUCACCGCAGUGACCGCUUACCAAAACCCAAAGAUCACCAAAUUGAAGAUUGAUCACAACCCUUUCGCUAAAGGAUUCAGGGAGGGAGGCACCCAUUCCCACAGUAAAAGGUGUCGUUCGAAUAGAAGUCCCCCUGCAAAAAGAGCCACACUGGACAGGAAAGCUCUUUGCAACAGUCCUCCAGGCCUGCAGAGGAUGCCCUGCACCUCUCAGUCAGUGCAGGCGGGGAAGAAUCAGGCCUCCGCACAGCAGUCAUUGAAGGGGGGACACCUUUCAGCCUGGGCUCUGGAGCAGGACCCAUCUGAGAGUCCGCAUGCUGAGCUCCUGGAGCUGCACGAGUACAAUUACAGCUGUGAAGAACAGAUGGUGCCUGCAUCCGUGGCAUACCAGCCCUACAGAUCUGCGGAGUACACCAGAUUUCCUUUGCCUUCCAAUGACGUAGAUGCAGCGCACACCCCCGUCCACCCUCCACCUCAUCCACUUGUCACAGCUGAACACAACACCCAACAACAUGGCUACUACCACCAUCCCCACCACCACAGCCAUACGACGGAUUGGAGCCAGUACCCGCUCUUCUCCUACUCCUGUUGGUGAACUUAGACCCUUGUCACUGGUGACAUCAUUGAUGCAGGAUAAAGGAAUGCUGUGGGCCUGCAACUGACAGUCCACUCCAGUAGUCUGUGUUAAAAGUGUAUAAUUGUGUAUAACGUUUCAUGUAUUUCCAAGAGCUUGAAUUCUAUGUGGGUGUCACUGGACAAAAAUUGUAUUCACCUAGAGUGGAGAUUCAUGUUUUCCUGUCUUUUUAUAUUCUUUAUCACACACAUGCUACUUCAGUUUGAGCAUGCACGGUUGUCUAUGUUAAAGUUGAUACAGUAUGUGUUUUUAGACACAGUAUAUACAGUAUAUUGUGCUGUAUCCAGUCAGCUGGGAAAUAAGUGUGAAAUUGAAUCUGCAGGUGUGAUGAAUAGAUACCCAUCCUCUUAUAUUGAUGAUGUGCUCAUCUAUGGCAGACAGCUGGAAUUGCUUAAAACACAAUAUAAUAUAAAAAUGACUGAAUAGAAUGCAUAACAAAAUGUACUUUUACUCAACAUCAAACUGUGAAAAAAUAUAUAGUUUUAGAGCCAUAUCAGAUAAGUCAUAUUGUGUCAGAAUCAGUACCUGCAUCAAAAAAGUGACAAAAUUGUAUAUUGGUGUUUAGAUGCGGAGGAAGGUUUUAUCACAAUAAAAUGGAGAUAAACAACAAUGAGUAAACAUUCAAGAAUGCUUUUAAGUAUUUUGAUUAGAAUUAAGGACAUACCGCUAAUCUGAUUUUUAGAUGGCUGUGCUGAAGAAAUUUGAAUGUGGUAGCACUAGAGGAAAAGUAAUUAGUCAUUAGGGUACAUUUUCUGGGGAUCAUGAAUGUGUGUUAAAAAUUUCAUGGUAAUCCAUCAGAUAGUUGUUGAGAUAUUUCAGUCUGGACCAAAGUGGUGAACCGACCAAUCACCCAACAUUGCCAUCUACAGAGCAGUGCCGCUAGUGUGGGUAAAAAAUUGGAUAAUUGAUUCAUAUUGACCUGCCAUGGUGCAACCAUAGUUCCUGUUCCCACCAACAACACAUAGAUAAUACAGCUCGCUACUCUACAGCACACUUUCAAAUGAAUCCAAAAAAGGCAUAAUGUACUGGAAACUACACUUUCUGUGGGAUCAUGACCCUGCUAUCAAAUGUCACAAGAACACCUUUAAGCGCAAGCGUUACACAACAGCAUAUUUAGGGGCGAGAAGGAUGGAGCAAUGAGA